CAGUAUCAAUUGUGUGUUAUUGUUUCGAAAUAGAUAACGUAGAACACUUAAUUUCUAAUGAUACUUAAUUUCUCAAUAGCUUGAAAACGUGAGAGUCAUUUGUUUAAUCAGUUAACCUAUUUAAUUAAGUGUUAAUCAAACCCGUGUCUCUGUCUCUGUGUUUUUACCGAUUUCAAGAAAAUAUGCCGAGCUUGUCUAUCUGAUGCCGGUCCACUUAGAGAGCUUUUUACAGCUUGUACCGCUGGAGUAUUUAAGUAUUGCACUUCUGUUGAGGUUUCAGACACAGAUGCCCUUCCAAAACUUAUUUGCCAAACAUGUCUAGAUUUACUAAAUAAGUUAUAUUAUUUUAAACAAGUAGUUGUCCGAUCAAAUGUCAUAUUGAAACAGCAAUGUCGAUUACAGAAUCUGCAGACUAAAAAUGAUCAACAGCCAAGUGACGGGAAUGACAUUGUUGAGGUAAAUAUAACGGAGCUCAAUGAGGAAGUCAAAAUGCAUGACAAUAAUAUGUCAGGAGAUAGCAGUGAAAACUUGGACAGAACGGAGAAGCCUUCAGCAGAUGCUAUUCUUAUUAGCCAAAUCCUGUCAAGGCGAAGAAGACGAGGGCCAGGACGACCCCCUAAAGAUCCAGAUGGCCCCAAAAGAAGACGAGAACGCAUGAAGUGCAUGAAAUGUGGAAAAAGUUUCCAGAAAUACGAAAACUUCGAGGCGCAUAUGCGCGGCCACUUUGGAAAGAAGCCUGACAUUAAAUGCAAGCACUGCGAGAAGUCGUUCCUGUCCCUGCGCAGCCUCAGCAGCCAUGUGCGCAUUCACACCGCGGUACGCAAAUAUCAAUGCCUGACGUGUGGGAAAAGCUUCGCAUACUUGAACGUGCUCAAAAACCACGAGCUGAUACAUGCCGGCAUCAAGAAACACCAGUGCCACCUUUGUGAUGCUAAGUUCGUCCAGGCAUACAAUCUCAAGAUGCACUUGGAAACCCACAACAAUCAGAAAAACUACAGCUGUUCUCAAUGUGGAAAAAAAUUUGCACAGCCUGGAAACCUGAAGAUACAUUUAAUCCGUCACACAGGCAUAAAAAACUAUGCAUGCACAAUGUGUGAAAUGCGCUUCUAUAUAAAGGCCGAUCUUGUAAAACAUAUGAGAUCACAUUCUGCUGAGAAACCCUUUUCGUGUCAACUUUGUGAUAAGACUUUCAAAAGCAGGAGUUUUCAAGCAAUACAUAUGAGGACGCACACUGGUGAACGUCCAUAUGCCUGCGAUCUUUGCCCUAAAAAGUUCAUGGCUAGAAAGGAUCUUCGCAAUCAUCGAAUGAUCCACACUGGAGAAAAACCUCACAAAUGCCAGCUCUGCAACCAGGCAUUCAUACAAAAAUGUGCUCUCAACAGACACAUGAAGGGUCACGGUAAAGCCAAUGAAGAUGCACAGAAUCUCAUCAGAGCUCCACUUCCACCGGUUAACAACACUCCUCCACUGCCUGUAGCAUAUGCUCAGUGGCAUACCAACUGAUUAUUGUGUUAUAGUGGAGAUGGGACUCAGUUUUAUGGAUAGUGAAAAUAAACGGUAAAGAAAAGAUAUCUACUAAAUUAUCUGUCUCUAUCUGGCUCUAGUCAAAGUUCCAGAUGUUGAAUGUUUAUUUGUUGCAUUUGUUAUUGCAGUUUCAUCAGCAGCAAUUAUUCUGCAGUUAGCAAUAUUGUGUAAAAGAUACAAUUUUUACUGAUAGAUUGUUGUUUAUUUGAAAUAAACGAGUUUAUAAAAAUAAAUUUGCGAUCACAUAAAAAUACAUAAUCUCUAUUCUUAUUACUAAAAUAUAAUUUCAUCAUAACAUAUAGUAUUUCUAAAAUCUAAAAAUAAUGAAGGAGAAAAUAUAUUAAUUAAUUGUUUUUACUUACUUUAGUGAGUGGAAAUUUAUUAUGUGUGAUUUUGAACUGUUGGCGUUGAUGUAUUAUUCAAAAAUCAUUUAUUAUCAUUGUAAAAAAAGUUGUUGGUGUUAUGUUGGUUAUUUUGAUUACUCAGUUGCUAUCUAUCUAUCUAUCUAUAUAUCUUUGACAUUAGCAAUUUUUAUGGAGAAAUAUUACCAUUUAGAAGAAAUCUAUAUAUGUACAUAAAACUAUUUGUGAUGCCAAUUAAUUGUAACUCAUUAUACCACCACCUAGACCAUUAGCGCAUAUAAUUUGAUGAGUUUGUACGCCUCUAGCAUUCCAUAAUGAGUAUUAACAAGUAAGAGCAUGUCUGCCAGCUGACACAAUCUUUCCCACCUUUUCACAAUAAGUGGGGCACCAGAACAGCAAAGAGAAACAUAAAGAUUUGCGAUGAUAUAUUUUUGGAGUAAUCAUUAAUUAAUAUUAUAUUAUUUGGUGCCAGUUUUUAUUUAUUAGGCUAUUUUCUAUCUUUGA
Messenger RNA from Nymphalis io (European peacock), 2390 nucleotides. RefSeq names its product zinc finger protein 32-like. Gene Ontology annotation, molecular function: DNA-binding transcription factor activity, RNA polymerase II-specific; zinc ion binding; RNA polymerase II cis-regulatory region sequence-specific DNA binding. The coding region runs from base 490 to 1503 and encodes 337 amino acids. Lineage: Eukaryota; Metazoa; Arthropoda; Insecta; Lepidoptera; Nymphalidae. Gene Ontology annotation, biological process: regulation of cytokine production; regulation of immune system process; negative regulation of transcription by RNA polymerase II. Gene Ontology annotation, cellular component: nucleus. The transcript has 9 exons. The record is from RefSeq and is a predicted model, not a curated record.